Molecule: messenger RNA, 474 nt
Organism: Monoraphidium neglectum
Lineage: Eukaryota; Viridiplantae; Chlorophyta; Chlorophyceae; Sphaeropleales; Selenastraceae
Exons: 2
Coding region: 1-474 (157 amino acids)
Biological process (GO): DNA catabolic process; double-strand break repair via break-induced replication; mitotic intra-S DNA damage checkpoint signaling
Cellular component (GO): nucleus; Holliday junction resolvase complex
Molecular function (GO): 3'-flap endonuclease activity; crossover junction DNA endonuclease activity
Source: RefSeq, a predicted model, not a curated record
AUGGAGACGGCGGUGCUGGACGGCUUCAGGGUGCUGGAGGUGGAGGACCACUGGGCCACGCUGAGGCUGCUCGCUGACAUCACCAAGAUGUUGGCAGAGCUCUACGGCCCCCUCACCGCCGCCCACACGCACGCCGACGCCGCCGCCGACGCGGCGCAGCCCCCGCCGCUCUUCCAGGAGUGGAACGAGGGCCGCCGCGACUCGUACCGCCGCCGCACGGUCCGCGACACCUGGCUGUGCAUACUCUGCGAGCUCCCCGGGUUUGGCACCGUGUCGGCGCAGAAGGUGCUCUCCGCGUUCCCCACGCCGCGCUCGCUGUACGACGCGUAUGAGUCAGCGAUGCGCGCGGCGCGCGCGGGCGGGCGCGACGCGGUCGCGGCGGCGCGGGGCGUGCUGCGGGGCGCGGCGGGGCUGUCGGCGGCGCGGUCGCAGCAGGUGUAUGAUGACCUGUUCGCCAACGGCUGGCACGUGUGA